AUGGAUUCUUACGAUCAAUACGCGACAGCCUCUAAGGCAACCGUCUGGCAUGGUGAUGGCCGCGAGAAAGCCCUUCAAGCCCAUAUCCUCUCCCAAUGCAGCCUCCGCAACCAACCCGAAGCAAUCCUUGCCGAGAUCGACCGCUGGGCCACCGAGAAAAAAAUCUGCAUGAUGACCAUCGGACCGGAGCGAAGUACCCCAAUCAUGAACCUGAUCAAUUCAGCUCGCCCCAGCACCAUAGCCGAGUUAGGCGGGUAUAUUGGCUACUCGGCCAUCAAGUUCGGGAACGAGAUGCGUCGUUUCGGAGGGACACGGUAUCUUAGCCUCGAGUUUAGCGCCGAGUAUGCAGCUGUGGCGAAUUCGCUUAUUGAAUUCGCUGGACUGGGUGAUUUUGUUCAAGUAAUUGUUGGGCUGGCCUCGGAGUCGUUAGGGAAGGUCGCGGAGGAGUUGCAGACGGGGAUUGAUGUGCUUUUUAUCGACCAUUAUGAGAGGUUCUAUCUGAGUGAUUUAAAGGCUGCAGAAGAGCUUGGAUUGCUGAAGGCGGGGGCUUUUGUUGUAGCCGACAAUAUUGACGCCCCUGGAGCAAAGGAUUACAUGCAGUGGGUUGAAGGAAGGGGAGAUGAUUUCCUGACGGAUGAAGGAAGGAGAUUCAAGUAUGAGUCUCAGAGAUUGCCCUAUAUGCUCCCUAAUGGACAGCAGGAUGCGCUUUUGAUUUCAAAAUUGAUAUAA
Molecule: messenger RNA, 729 nt
Organism: Aspergillus melleus
Lineage: Eukaryota; Fungi; Ascomycota; Eurotiomycetes; Eurotiales; Aspergillaceae
Product: O-methyltransferase
Exons: 3
Coding region: 1-729 (242 amino acids)
Molecular function (GO): O-methyltransferase activity
Source: RefSeq, a predicted model, not a curated record